AUGAUAGGCAGGACGUGGCUCGGUGAGAUGAGUGUCGAGGUUGAAAGAAAGUUCAUUUUCACUGAUGAAACUCUAAAAAUACUGGAAAAGACAGCAGCAUGUGUCAGCCAAAAGGAGUUUCAUGAUGAGUACUUUGAUACCACUAACUUUUCCCUCACUUUACAAGACUUUUGGUUGCGUAAACGUAAAGGAUGUUGGGAACUGAAAUGCCCAAUGUGCAGAGGCCAGUCAAAAUUAGAAGAACUGUGCACACGCUAUAGGGAGAUUACUGAUGUGACAGAAAUUCAGCAAUGUGUGAGAGAAGUCCUACAAGACAGCAAAUCCUCACUUGAUAUAGAAGCUAAAAAGAAGAAGACAGAUGACGAUGUGCAGAGCCAAAACCAAGUUGUCACUGCCGAUGGUCGCAGCACACACCAGGAUGAGACUUGGUUGAACGACAUGGACUUGAAAUGCUUUGCAGAGUUCACAACAGUUCGGCGGUCAUUCUCUCUAAAGGAGGACGGCGUGCAAGUUGAUUUGGACCAGGCCGAUUUUGGAUACAAUGUCGGGGAGAUUGAGGUCCUUGUAAAAGAGGAUCGAGAUGUGCAGUCAGCCUUGGAGAAGAUUGAAAACGCUGCUCAAAAACUAGGUUUGACUGGAAAUCAGAAAACACCUGGAAAAAUGCAUGUCUUUCUACGACGAUACCUUCCAAGUCACUAUGAUGCAUUAAGGAAGGCGCACAUUUUGACAAACUGGACCGAAGAGCUGUCAAGCGGAGGACAGUCAGAUAAAGGCUCGCUCCGGUCUAUGGGCUCUCAGUCCAGUUCUGGGAUGUCUGGUGGAAGGGGAUCCUCCAGUGGCACCCCAGCAGAAUCUGAAGGAGAUAACCAGGGCCUCAGCCGCCGCUCGGAUCGACAACAGGGAGACAGGCAGUCAUCAGAGGAAGACGUUGAUCUCGCUGAAGUCCUGGCGUACUUACUCAGAAGGGGCCAGGUGCGUCUGGUCCAUGGCAGUGGAGCCACGGGACUACAGCUGGUCCAGUCUUACUCCGACUCGGACGAGGACAGCGAUGGGGCCUGGGAGGGGCGACUGGGCGACCGAUACAAUCCACCAGUGGACGUCCAGCCUGACACCAAUGAAGUUGACCGCAGUGAAAUCCGCACUCAGAUCCUUUUGGCCACCGCCUCCUCCACGCUGAAAGGACGACACAGUUUUACGCACAUGUUAACAGAGAGGGAACAAGGCAGAUGUCGUGCCUCCAGUUUUUCCCAUGGAGAGUGCAAUCGCAUCCAGACACAUUUCCUGCCAAACUACGUGUCCCACAAGGAUACAUACCAGCAGAAAGCCUUCUGUGGAGUCUACAGCGAGAAUGGCAACAUGUUCCUCUCCGCCUGCCAAGACCAAAAUAUCCGCCUGUACGACACCACUAGGGGGCGCUUCAAGCUGCGGCGCACGGUCAAGGCGCGGGACGUGGGCUGGAGCGUUCUUGACGUGUGCUUCACUCCGGACGCUCAACAUGUGCUCUACUCCAGCUGGUCCGACUACAUUCACAUGUGCAGUAUAGAGAGUGACGGCGAAAACCACACCGCCCUGGACCUCAAUCCGGACGAGAGGCGCUUCUGCGUGUUUUCGCUGGCCGCGUCCACAGAUGGCAAAGAGAUCCUGGGAGGGGCGAACGACGGCUGCUUGUACGUGUUUGAUCUGGAGCAGAACAAGCGAACGUUGAAGAUCGACGCGCACGAGGACGACGUGAAUGCGGUGGCGUUCGCGGACAGCUCGUCACAGCUGCUGUUCUCGGGCAGCGACGACGCACUGUGCAAAGUGUGGGACCGAAGGACGCUGAGGGAGGACCGGCCGCAGCCUGUGGGACAGCUGGCCGGGCACCGAGACGGCAUCACCUUCAUCCACAGCAAGGGAGAUGCGCGUUAUUUAAUCAGUAACUCAAAAGACCAGUCCAUCAAACUGUGGGACAUCCGAAAGUUUUCUCCCAAAGAGGGUCUGGCGGCGUCUCGUUUGGCCGUGACACAGCAGAACUGGGACUACCGCUGGCAGCAGGUCCCACAGAGAGCUCUGAAGAGGCACAAGCUGACCGGCGACACUUCGGUGAUGACGUAUCGUGGUCACGGCGUGCUCCACACGUUGAUCCGCUGCAGGUUUUCCCCAGAGUUCAGCACUGGACAGAGGUUCAUCUACUCCGGCUGCUCCACCGGGAAAAUCAUCAUCUACGACGUGCUGACGGGCGGCGUGGUCACCAGACUGUCGGGUCAUGACGCCUGCGUGAGAGACGUGAGCUGGCAUCCGUUUGAAGACAACAUCAUCAGCAGCUCCUGGGACGGCGCGGUGCGGAUGUGGGAGCACAGACAGACUCACCCCCUGGAGGAGGAGCGUGAGAGGGCCCCGGCUCCAGCUCCUGCAGCGGAGGCCAAACCCUGCGACUGCUGA
Messenger RNA from Knipowitschia caucasica, 2421 nucleotides. NCBI's taxonomy places the organism in Eukaryota, Metazoa, Chordata, Actinopteri, Gobiiformes, Gobiidae. The record is from the annotation of a GenBank genome assembly.